UCUCUUAAAAACUCCCAUCUCUCAAUACACAAUCCACAGAAGAAACUAUUCUAUCAAAAGAACUGUGCUAAAAGGCUAAAACAAAGGAGACAAUGGCAAAGAAGGUGGCAGUGAUUGGAGCAGGGGUCAGUGGCCUGAUCUCUCUGAAGUGCUGCCUAGAUGAGGGUCUUGAGCCCACCUGCUUUGAAAGGACUGAAGAUAUUGGAGGGCUGUGGAGGUUCAAAGAAACUGUGGAAGAUGGCCGCGCAAGUAUCUAUCAAUCUGUCAUCACCAACACCAGCAAAGAAAUGUCCUGUUUCAGUGACUUCCCAAUGCCUGAAGAUUUCCCCAACUUCCUACACAACUCAAAACUCCUGGAAUAUUUCAGAAUUUUUGCCAAAACGUUUGAUCUUCUAAAAUAUAUCCAGUUUCAGACAACCGUCCUCAGUGUGAAAAAGUGCCCAGAUUUCGCGUCCUCUGGCCAAUGGGAGGUUUAUAUUCAGAGCAAUGGCAAGGAGCAACAGGUUGUCUUUGAUGCCAUCAUGGUUUGCAGUGGCCAUCACAUCCAACCUCACAUCCCACUGAAGUCAUUUCCAGGUAUUGAGAAAUUCAAAGGCCAGUAUUUCCAUAGCCGCCAAUACAAGGACCCAGCUGGAUUUGAGGGGAAACGCAUCCUGGUGAUUGGAAUAGGAAACUCAGCCUCAGAUAUAGCCUGUGAACUAAGUAAGAAGGCUGCACAGGUCUUUAUCAGCACCAGACAAGGUACCUGGGUCAUGAGCCGAAUCUCUGAAGAUGGCUAUCCUUGGGACAUGGUCUUCCAUACAAGAUUUAACUCCAUGCUCCGAAAUGUCCUGCCACGCACCAUUGUCAAAUGGAUGAUGGCACAGCAGAUGAAUCGAUGGUUCAACCAUGAAAAUUAUGGUCUUGAGCCUCAAAACAAAUACCUUAUGAAAGAACCCGUAUUAAACGACGAUCUUCCCAGCCGCCUGCUAUAUGGAGCCAUCAAAGUGAAAACUAGAGUAAAAGAGCUCACGGAAACUGCUGUCAUUUUUGAGGAUGGAACAAUGGAGGAGAACAUUGAUGUCAUUGUCUUUGCCACAGGAUAUACUUUAUCCUUUCCGUUCCUUGAUGAUUCGCUUGUUAAGGUGGAAAAUAAUAUGGUCUCGCUGUACAAAUUCAUGUUCCCCCCUCACCUGAAGAAGUCAACCUUUGCAUGCAUUGGUCUCAUCCAGCCUCUAGGUUCCAUUUUCCCAACUGCAGAACUUCAGGCACGCUGGGUGACAAGAGUUUUCAAAGGCUUGUGUAGCUUGCCUUCAGAAAAGACUAUGAUGAUGGACAUAAUCAAAAGGAAUGAAAAAAGAAUUGACCUGUUUGGAGAAAGCCAGAGUCAGUUACUGCAGACCAACUACAUUGACUACCUGGACGAACUUGCCUUAGAGAUAGGCGCGAAGCCAGACUUCAUCUCUCUCUUUUUGAAAGAUCCCAAACUGGCUGCCAAACUCUACUUUGGGCCCUGCAACUCCUACCAGUACCGCUUGGUUGGACCUGGGCAAUGGGAAGGAGCCAGGAAUGCCAUCCUCACCCAGAAGCAAAGGAUCCUGAAGCCCUUAAAGACACGGUCUCUGAAGUCUUCAUCCACCAUCCCAGCCUCUUUCCUUAUCAAAAUUCUUGGGCUUCUUGCUGUUGUUCUGGCCCUCUUUUUCCAACUUUAAUGAUUCUAUUUGUCAGUGUGACACUUACUUCUGCCUUUUUUCGCUUGUCCAUCAGUGCGUAUUUUAAAAAGACUGAAAGAAAAGAUAUUACAUCUACAUUGCAAUGUUUAGAGUUAGAAAGGGCAAGUAGGAGGGCUAAUUACUGGUAAAUUAAAAGAAUUAGGUCUAGAUAUAAAACCAAAAUUAUGUUAUGACUGUUCUUUGCCAAUUCUACCCUCUCCUCAAGUUCAUCAGACUCCAAACCGCUUUAUAAAAUAAAGCUGGCCCAGGCAGACAGUGCUUCCAGUCUUGACAGGGUUUGAAUAGUGUGGAAAAACAGUAAAAUUACACAAAAUAUGAAACAAGUUCCAUAGUUUAGAUUACUGGAGAACUUAAAUUGUGGUAGAUGUUUAAAACUCAUGUACUGUGUACUUGAUGGUGUUCUUAUGCAGGCUAUGGUUACAGAGCUCCCCAAUUUGGGGUUAUGCUCUGCUGGCCUCAUGAGGGAUCCCUCAAAAACACUAGAGGAAAGAAAAUAAAAUAGAUAGGCAGCAACAGCAAUGCUCAGAUAGACUUUAGGCAUCUCACAUUGCAAACUAAGAAAACAGACACAUUUCCCUGCAUACUGACAGAAACAUUGAGGCAAAAAUAAAAAUAAAUAUUACAUAUUAGCUAGCUACAACAUAUGUGCAUUGUUUAUCAUCGAUCAGACAUUGUGCUAUGUGCACAUCAUAUAUAUUAUUUUAUUUUAUUCUCACAGCACUUGUGAAGUGGGCACAGCUGUGAUACCCACUGUGUAGAUGAUGAUACUGGGAUACAGAACAGUUAUGUAACAUGCCCCAGGCCACAGUGAUGGUGUUAAGAUGGAGCUUGAAUUGGAGCUCAGCUUUAUUGAACUCUAAAACUGAAGGUCAUAACCUCACCACACAAAAUACUUAUUUGUAAAAACCUCCACUCUUGAUAAAGUACUUACUAAUAGUUCAUUUUAUUCAUUAUAAGAUUAUAGUUUUAUUCAUUAGCACUGUUUUUCAAAACUAAUAGCAACUUCCCUGAAAAUACAACUUGAUUGAUUUCAUUUGCAACAUCUGGCCUAUAUUUCAGCUAGAUUUUAAAAAGGACUUGAGUGGGUUGUGGUGGUACCCACCUUUAACCCCGGUACUCAGAUAGCAGAGAUAGGUGGAUCUCUGUGAGUUCAAGUCCAGCCUGGUCUACACAGAGAGCUCCAAACAAGCCAGGGAUACAUAGUAAAAAUCUAUCUCAAAAAAGAAAAAUAAAAUUUUCUUCAAGAAAUUUAGAAUGAAAGGUAUCUAUGCAAUCAUAUUUAAAAUAAUCAUCAACAUUUUGAAAAACUAGGAAUUAAAGGAAAACGUAUGUCCCAAGUAGUUGAAAAACACUCAGUAAUUUCAUAGCUAAGCAAGGCAAAAUGCUCAAUAGUGUGUUAUCUUUGUUAUCAGAUAUAAGGAAAUGGAGCAGUGAUGGGAGACAUUCCCUUGGCACUGAAGACUCAAGGAGACAAGCAAUUCAAUGUCAACAAACACUGAGCAACAUAAUGGACAUCAGACUAUGAACAUUCACAGCUGCUCUUUCCAUGAACUGCACUGGGAGAUAAGCUAUGCCCUGAGACCAGACCAGGGGUCUAGGAAGAAAGGGCAGACAUCGAGGACAUUAAAGAUUUAGGCAAGCCUCUCUUCUUUCUUCCUUCAAAGCUUUUAUGAACACUAUUCUUAACUCUCUCUCUCUCUCUCUCUCUCUCUCUCUCUCUCUCUCUCUCUCUCUCUCUCUCUGGCCUACAGAGAGAUGGCAAUCUCUGUCAGUAGAAACUUCUUUCUUUAAAGUUCACUGAAGAAACUGGGCUGGGGAAAUUGCUCAAUCAGUUAAGAUAUUUUCCUUGGUGAGCAUAAGGAUCUGAGUUUGAUCCCCAGAACACAUAUUUUAAAAGCCAGGUGUAUAGCCAGACCUGGUGGCAUAUACCUUUAAUCCAAGCACACUUAGGAGGCAGAGGCAGGUGGAUCUCUAUGAGUUUAGGGACAGCCCAAUCUACAUAUCAAGUGCCAAGCCAGGUGUGGUGGCACUCACUUGUAAUCCCAGUGCUGAAAUUACAAAUGAAAUGGAGAGGGGCUGACUCCCAAGGAUCAUUGGCCAGCCAGCCUAGCCUAUUUGCUGAGUUCCAGGUCAGUAAGAGAAUCUGUCUCCAAAAGAAAAGGUGGACUGUGCCUAAGGAACAACACCAGAGAUUGGCCUCUGGCCUACAAACACGUACACACAAACCUGCACACUCAUGUGUACCUGCACACACUUACAUAUACAAAAAAGUUCAUGGAAGGUACUACAAUUCCUUGAAUUUACAUUUAAGACUUUUUAUUGCUCUUAUAAGCAAAUUCCUUUUAAAACUUACAAACAAAUGGGGUAUGGUGGUGAAUACCUUUAGUUCCAUCACUCUGGAGGUAGAGUCAGGUGCAUCUUUAUAAGAUCAAGGCCAUUCUGGUGUACAUAGUGAGUUCCAGGCUAGCUGGAGCUAUAGGGA
Molecule: messenger RNA, 4194 nt
Organism: Nannospalax galili (Upper Galilee mountains blind mole rat)
Lineage: Eukaryota; Metazoa; Chordata; Mammalia; Rodentia; Spalacidae
Gene: Fmo2
Product: flavin containing dimethylaniline monoxygenase 2
Exons: 9
Coding region: 93-1691 (532 amino acids)
Molecular function (GO): NADP binding; N,N-dimethylaniline monooxygenase activity; flavin adenine dinucleotide binding
Source: RefSeq, a predicted model, not a curated record